Metopolophium dirhodum (rose-grain aphid) is the source of this 2767-nucleotide messenger RNA. RefSeq names its product protein-L-isoaspartate O-methyltransferase domain-containing protein 1-like. Gene Ontology annotation, molecular function: protein-L-isoaspartate (D-aspartate) O-methyltransferase activity. The record is from RefSeq and is a predicted model, not a curated record. The transcript is spliced from 6 exons. Gene Ontology annotation, biological process: protein modification process. Gene Ontology annotation, cellular component: cytoplasm. Lineage: Eukaryota; Metazoa; Arthropoda; Insecta; Hemiptera; Aphididae. The coding region runs from base 595 to 2217 and encodes 540 amino acids.
CAGUGACUUUCCGGUGACCAACCUGUGUGGGGAUAUGUUUACUGUUUGGUCAUAGGACGGUAAAAUUCUUCUGUGUAUUGGGCAAUGAACAUGAUUGCUGAUUGGCCGUAGACCACUCGACUGUUUCGACGACAUAUCAUCGAUCAGCCGCGUACUGGUGCACUGGACGUCCUGGUGCGCAGACUGUUUGGUCUAAAUGACUUGUGCCGUCUUGUAAUCUUGUCUCAUACUGGAUCACUGAGUACACUGACAUACAACAACUGUGUAGAUUUGUAGAUGCAUCAUAAUAGUACAAUACUUUGAAACUGUUUUAUCUUUUAUGUAUUUACUUUUUAUUAUUGUCUUGCCUACGUUAAAUGCGUCUAUCGAUUUUUCUCCGUAGCAUUCCGUUUCGAUUAUACAAAAACGAUAUUACAAUCAUCAUUAAUUGACGACGCUGAAAUAUAUCAAUUGAAUAUGUAACAAAAACAACAACAACAGCUAAUAGUGACGCUAAAGAUAACGCUACGCCGUCAUACAGACUCGCCACCACGGUAUAAAUACAAAAGUUGAUUACAAUAUUAUAUUAUAUUGGCUGUUUAACAAUCAAUCAAGAUGGGUCAAUUUAUUAGUACAGAUCGCACUGACAACAGCAAUGACGAGCUUAUAAAUACAUUAAUUAAGAGAGAGUAUAUACACACAAUUAAUGUGGAAAAAGUGUUCAGAAGUGUUGACCGAGGAUUAUAUUAUACCAAUGAUAAUAAACUAAACGCCUAUAGAGACAGUGCUUGGCAAUCAGGAGAUGUUCAUUUGUCUGCACCAAGUGUUUAUGCUACAGUUUUAGAAUGUUUGGAUCUCCAUAAGGGUCAUAAGUUUUUAAACAUUGGUUCUGGGAUAGGGUAUUUUAGUACCCUAGCUGGUCUUUUAUUGGGUGUUAAUGGUGUCAAUCAUGGCAUUGAAAUUCAUGGUUCUUCAAUAGAAAUUGCUCAUCAAAAGUUGGAAGAAUUUAAACAAAAUUCUGCAGCAAUUGAUUAUUUUGACUUUUGUGAACCUGUAUUCAUCGAAGGAAAUGCAUGUGAACUGCUGUCAGUGGGUUACUAUGAUAGAGUCUAUUGUGGAGCUGGAGUACCACCUGCGGAAUCUUUAUUUAUGAAGGCCCUUAUUAAAAUUGGUGGUGUAUUAGUUAUGCCAUUGGAAGGGUUCCUCGUAAAAGUAAUAAGGAAAGGUGAAUACUCAUGGAAAACAAUUGAAGUUUUGGAAGUAUCGUUUGCUGAUCUUGUUGUACCAGAAAAAUGUAGUACUAUCAAAGUUGCAAAGUUUCCUACUGUUGAACCAUUGAGUUUACAAGAGCUAUGCAGAUCAAACAUUCGUGCUUCCAUACGAGAUUGCUUGAAUGAAAGUCAUCCUGGCUUGCAAAUGCGCACUAAAUGUAAGCCAACUAAAAGUUACGAUCAAAAAUUUUUUAGUUCUGAAGAUCCAUUAAGUCAAUUUGUCCGCAUACAAUAUGGUGCAAAUGAUAGAGGAAUGGUUAGUUUACGGAACAUUGUAGAUACAUUUGCUGGUUUAGACGAGGCAAUAUCAGAUCUGGGUUCAACAUCUGGGAACGAGGCCAUUGAAGAAGAUAAUGAUGACGAUAACAGCGGUGACAAUGAUGACAAUAAUGAUGAUGAUGAUGAUGAUGAAGAUGAUGUUGAUUAUGUUGAUUAUGUUGAAGAAAAAAAUACAAGUGAACAAUGUGAUAAAAGUUUACCUAAGAAAACUGAAUCAGAUACCAAAAGAAAAUCAUCUGAAGCUGGAUGUUCUGAACAAAAUAAGACAUUGCCAGAAAAACCAGAAAACACAAAAAGAAUGAGAAUGAACACAUCAUCUUCUACAGUCACAAAUCUCUUAAACAGCCAGUCUACCAAUAGCAGUAGUGAUUUUUGGGAGACAAUGUCUAGUGAUUCAUCCGAGCCUGAUGAUGAUGAUGACAACCUUGAUGAUUCUGAUAGCUGGGUGUCAUCUGAGGAAAAUGAUCAUAAUGAUGAUGAUUUUGGCGGAAUCUAUAACUCUUUGUUUAAUGGUGAAGAUAACUAUGACAGCGAUACUGAUAGCGAAGUUGCUAGAGAAUUGAUAUUGUACCGCUUUCUAAGCGAACGCAAAGAAAAUGAGUUGAGUAAACUUCUGAAAGGUAAAAUUGAUUUGUUACCAGUACCAGCUAUGCUAAAACUGUUUCUCAAUUACAACAAAAGAGAUUGAUUAGAUUUUUGGCUAUUUAUAAAACAUUUUUUUGUUAUAUUAUCAUUCGAUUAUUUAGUUCAUAUAUUUUUUUUUUCUGUAUAUAAUAUAUAUAAUUCUCAACUACAUUUUAUCUAGUUUAGUUGUUUAUUAUAAGAACUUAAAUAUGAUUUGUACAUUAUUUACUAUUAACUACUAUGUCUUAAACCUAUUACAUUUCAGAUUUUUUGUUAGUAUUCAUUGUUUAAUCAAAGCACAACAUUUAUUUUCUAAAAAAUACAAUUCCCCCCUCCAAACUAUUUAAGAUGUGGAAUAGUAAAAAAAGAAAUAACACAUGUAUGUAUUAUAUUGUGUUUUUGUUAAGAUUUUUUUGUUAAAUAAUUUAUGUCAUUUUAUUUACCUUUAUAAUAACCAGGAUAAUAUUAUAUUUCAUUUACAAUGAUGUAUAUUUAAUAAUAUUGUCAGAAGUGUAAAUGUUACAAUGAUUAUUCUUAUAAAUUAUAAUUUUUAAAAUGUGCUAAAUGUUUAAAAGAUAUAUGUAAACAUCAAUAAAGGAAAGUUUUCAUAAUGA